Messenger RNA from Pseudocercospora fijiensis CIRAD86, 822 nucleotides. RefSeq lists its product as uncharacterized. The record is from RefSeq and is a predicted model, not a curated record. The coding region runs from base 1 to 822 and encodes 273 amino acids. The transcript has 4 exons. NCBI's taxonomy places the organism in Eukaryota, Fungi, Ascomycota, Dothideomycetes, Mycosphaerellales, Mycosphaerellaceae.
AUGGGGGUUGUGGCGAAGUUUGAGUUUAAAGACUGGGCAUGUGGCCGCGAAUUUUGCGAACGGAAGAAGUACGAAAGGUUUCUCAAUAUCCCAAGACAAUUUCCCCCAUCUUAUUAUGAGUCAGCUCCGCUGAACCGCCGCGGACCACGCCGCCGGACUCAGAACCUGGUUGUAUCAGUCGAAAGAGAGCAUCAGGAAUCGUUCUACAUUCUCAGGACUUCUCUACAUUCCAAUGAUCCACUGGGACUGAAGCAGCACGAAAGGCCAUCAAUCAUCUCAGGUCAACCCGAGGUCGAUGACCCUAACGAGGCGGAGGAAUUCGAUGUUGAAGCUUUUCUCGAGCGGAAAAGGCAGUGGGCACUCGAGGAUGAAUCCGAUACGGACACGGACACGGACGAUGACGAAGAAAGCCCAGACGAAUACGAUCAAGCCUGGAUAGACGAGCUGGCCGGAGCCCAGGUUUACGAAGCUGCAGAGGAGGAUUUCAGAUCCGAUCCAGGGUUUGACUUUGGCGGGAUCUGGAAUAACGGCUUCAGAGAUGCUGAGGAACAGGAACAUAUCCGCGCCCCUUACCGCGUAACUCCUCGCCGUAACUUCACGCAUCCUCUUUUCCAGACGCCGUCCUGUCUUGCAAGUACCUCCCCGAGCCGAUUCUCCACGAUCCAGAAAGAUGGGACGGGAGAUUCUUCGAAUGGAUGGAAUCCCAGCGCCCUAAAGAGUACAUCUGCACCUUCGUCGUACGCACCUUCCCCGCACACUCUUCCUCCACGCUUGUCUCUGCUGCUCGAGAAGAUGUUUCUCUCCGAUCAACCCACAUUCUAG